AUAUUGAUGAAUGUGCCUUAAAGACUCACACUUGUUGGAAUGAUUCAGCCUGUAUAAACUUGGCAGGAGGGUUUGAUUGCCUCUGUCCAUCUGGACCUUCCUGUACAGGUGAUUGCCCUCAUGAAGGGGGCCUGAAACGGAAUGGCCAAGUAUGGACAUUGAAGAAAGACAGAUGUUCUGUUUGCUCCUGUAAGGAUGGCAAGAUCUUCUGUCGAAGGACAGCUUGUGAUUGUGAAAAUCUCAGUGUUGACUUUUUCUGUUGCCCAGAAUGUGAUACCAGAGUGACCAGUCAGUGUUUAGAUCAGAAUGGGCAUAAGCUGUACCGAAGUGGAGACAACUGGACAUACAGCUGUCAACAGUGCCGCUGUCUGGAAGGUGAAGUGGAUUGUUGGCCACUUGCAUGUCCAGCCCUGAAUUGUGAUUACACAGCAAUGUCAGAAGGAGAAUGUUGCCCUCAUUGUGUCAGUGACCCUUGUUUAGCUGAUAAUGGUAUAUAUGACAUCCAAAAAACCUGUCUAGAUGACUAUGGAAUAACACGGCUAAGUGGUUCAGUAUGGACAAUGCUUGGAUCUCCUUGUACGACCUGCAAAUGCAAGAAUGGAAAUGUCUGUUGUUCAGUGGAUUUAGAAUGUCUUCGCAAUAACUGAAGUAUAAAACUGGGACAAUUCUUUUUGUGAGGAAAACUGAUGCAAUUUUCCACUUUCCAAACAAAUGCAGUGUAAGUAAGAGGUGGAAGUUUUGUACAACAGACAAUGA
Protobothrops mucrosquamatus (brown spotted pit viper) is the source of this 756-nucleotide messenger RNA. Its product is annotated as protein kinase C-binding protein NELL1-like. NCBI's taxonomy places the organism in Eukaryota, Metazoa, Chordata, Lepidosauria, Squamata, Viperidae. The transcript is spliced from 4 exons. Gene Ontology annotation, molecular function: protein binding; calcium ion binding. The record is from RefSeq and is a predicted model, not a curated record. The annotation marks the transcript as partial.